This is a messenger RNA of Cylicocyclus nassatus, 2162 nucleotides long. Lineage: Eukaryota; Metazoa; Nematoda; Chromadorea; Rhabditida; Strongylidae. The record is from the annotation of a GenBank genome assembly.
AGAUGUUUCAUUAACGUGCAUUUCAAAGUUGCUCUCGCAUCGCAGUUCUCUGUCAGCUGUGAACAUGGGUGCAUCUGUCGAUGUUGGCGCUAUCCAGUCACUGUCAUCACUCGCAGAAAACGACGCAAAAGAAAAAAUUGAAGCCCUCAAUGCAAGUCUUCAAAGUCAGUCAAAAUUUGACGCCAUCGAUCGCCGUUCACGUGAGGAAAUAGUCAAAUUCAUUGAUGAGGAAGUAAGUAAGAAGCCGUCCCUAAUAGCUCCAAUUCUUGAAUUUCUUCGCAUUCUUGCGCGCGACAAAUCUUCGCUCGAUCUGCUGCUCACAGAAUCUGUUCGGCUUUUCAUAAUACGAGCCAGUGGUCUUGAUAGCACAUCAUCAUCUGCGGUACUCAAAGAUGUUACUGAAGCUGAUAAAUGUUUGGUCAAUACCCUGUUCAAUUCGGCUGUGAUGCGCCAGACGUUCGAGGCUAGAUCGGUAGAUCUCUUACUGGAGCGGAUCUCUGCGUUUACAAGAGCGGACUACUCGGGUCGUUAUGAAUGGAUUAACGAUGUACCCGAGAAUUCAAGAACUGCUAUCUGGUUAUUUGAUUUGCGCAUUGCAUUUUUGGUCUCAGCGCAUUCGCAAAACAUACAGACGUUAUGGGGAAAAUCUCCUCAUGCUAUGACUACAUUCCUCGAUAUUAUACGACAAUACUUAACGCCUGCUGCAGAGGUGGAGUGCUUUGAGCCAGAACAAGCUUCUAGGCGCCUAGCGGACUAUACGGAUCGAGCUGGAGAGGCUGCCAAAAUACUUUUCAAUAUCACUUACAAACGUGCAGAUGACAUUGAGGAGAAAUUCGUGGAUGAUAUCACCGAAAUUGUCGCCGCUUUGAUGAAAAUCAAACCACCCUCACCGGUGAUGGAACAACAUGCAGUAAAUCUUAUGGCAACGCUCAAGCUUAACAUAAACAUGCUCUGCCCUAAGAUGACAAUUGUGGAUGGACGCGAACAAUAUGAUAUGUAUGACAUGUCGUUCGCUCAGGCACUUUUGGAUGCUAUGGAGAGGAAACUUGAUGAUAACAGUGGUUCAGAUUCAGACCUUCUGAGCACAUAUUUUGGCUCGGCAUUGAAGCUUUGUACAGCCAGUAAGGAAGCGCGACGAUACUGUCGUUUGAAGAUUCUGCCUCCGCUUGGAGCCGCCGAUGUUGCUCGUCCUCCAGAUGAAGGGCAAACCCUUAGAAACAAAGUGAUUCGUGUGAUGAUGAGCCCAGUUUUUUCAAAAGACCUUGCUUCCGAGUUUAUGUUCGUCCUCUGCAAGCGAUCAGUGAAUCGCCUCAUAAAAUACACGGGUCUUGGACAUUCAGCUGGUUUACUUGCUAACUCUGGCUUACUUGGACAAAUUAAUGCUCCAAAGAGCGCUUCUGACAGUGAGGAUUCAGAGACCGAAGACUACAGGGCGGUGGAAGACAAAGUUAACCCGGUGACCGGUUAUAUCCGACCAGAUUUGGGCCCUUCGCCUUUAGAGAGUAUGAGCGACGAGCAGAAAGAAUAUGAAGCGAUGAAGCUCGUGAAUGCUAUGGACAAGCUAAUGAAAACAGGUGUCGUAAAACCUGGAACAAUUGGGCCCGAUGGACGUCCAAGAGAAGUGGGUCAUGUGCUUGAACUCCUCAAUGACGUACCCGACAAGGAGCCUCAAUCAGAUAGUGAUUAGUCUUAAGCGGCAUCAUAUGAGGCAGCUUGAUGUAGCAUCUCACAAACUAGUACCAUAUCAUUAGCAAAAUGUGCUAGUCUUUUACUAUCCCCCUCUAUUUUGAGCGUUGUACAGUGUCUUUUCUCAUGUUCAAGGAUCUGCAGCUAGAUCAGAGUUGUUGUACAGGAUGUUCCGAGAAAUGCAUCCGUGUCUACAAUUAAAUGGCGCCACUGAAAGUUAGGUUCAAAACAAACAUAUAACACCCAGUAUAUUAAGUCUGUAAUAGGUUGUUGCAAAUACUUCCGUUCAUUAUCGUAAAGGCUAUGCUUCUAGUCAGCAGCGUAAAUGUCAAUAAUGCUCAUCUCUUGCUUACUAGAACUGCGAUCUCUUUAGCAUUUUGUCAGCUGUUUUUCUUUUUCCAAUGUGGAAAUUUCAGUAAUCAUCGACGAGUCGUUGAUGGAAGGAUUGUAAAUAAAUAAACAUCUUACUGUGUAGC